Messenger RNA from Leptinotarsa decemlineata (Colorado potato beetle), 1193 nucleotides. RefSeq lists its product as uncharacterized. The record is from RefSeq and is a predicted model, not a curated record. NCBI's taxonomy places the organism in Eukaryota, Metazoa, Arthropoda, Insecta, Coleoptera, Chrysomelidae.
UCGAAACCAUCGACAAAAAUGAUACUGAAACCAUGGAAAGCCUUGUUACCCACAUUAAAAUUCCCACAAAAUAUAUGGCUAGAUAUAUCGAGAAAUGCUGGGUUUGGUUCGAGAGCUUGAGUGAAGAAGGUGUGAACUAUCAAAGAUAUUUAAAUGCUCUUUUAGAUUAUAUGUGUGGUGAUAUUGCGAAAUUUUUUUCUUCCGUAUUCGUAAACAGGCUUCUGACUCGCUAUUUUGGCACACAAGAUGUGUCGAUACACGAGUUCACGACGUUCACUUUUAGAGUCUUGGAAUACCGAGUAUCAGAACGUGACAACAAUUUCAAGGUGGUAUUCGGAAAGCUGCCUGGAUCAGACAAUGAAGUGAUCACCUUAUUUUUCGACUAUUUCAUACACUCAUGCAGAAGUGAAGAAAGAGACGAAGAGUUAAUCGACACUUUUUUUCAAUACUGGAAUGCAUAUUUCACAGAUUUUGAUAUUUUCGAGAAGCAAAUCGAGCUGAAGUUGCUUCGAAUAGAGGUUGAUCAACAGUCUGGAGAGGAGUACGCGCAAAAAGUCGUGUCGCUCCUAGAGGAACUUCAAUCUCUUUUCGGUUUUCACGUCUUUAAUAUAUUUAGGGAUCAACUCUACGAGUACCUACAAUACUUGAGAGAUGUUCAAUAUUCUUUAUAUUUGAACAUUUUGAAGUAUAAGUGCAAUCCUACCAAUUGCAUCUUGAUUAUAGAACUAAUGAAACGAAGUGUCCGUCCCUUGGAAGAUGAAGAAAAGGAAAUUUACAAUGAAAUCAUGAACAUUUUAAGAGUCGUGGAUGAGCCUAUUGUAAAAAUAUAUUUCAAGUCACUUGUACAGAAAAAAUGACAUUCCUACCUUCACGUUUCUUAACACCAACUGCGGAUUUGAGAAAAUAAUUUGUGACUUUGCACGAUGACUGAAAUUUCCAACGAAGUGUGACUCUGAUUGUAAGAAUAUUUGAAAUUAAAUUUGCAAUAAACUUUCCGUCUAGUCCUAUUCGCGAAUUUAUACAAAAACUUCACUCACUUCAAGGUUCUUCAAGGAUAUAAAAGAAAUAUAUUCGCAUUCAUUAUGCAUCAUUCUCACUAUGAGCGAUUCUUAUUUUAUAACAAUGUUUUCAUACAGUUGCUUAUUGAAACAUAUAUUAGUAAUGAUGUAUUAAUUUUAUAUAUACAGGCUGAU